Porites lobata is the source of this 3989-nucleotide messenger RNA. The record is from the annotation of a GenBank genome assembly. Lineage: Eukaryota; Metazoa; Cnidaria; Anthozoa; Scleractinia; Poritidae.
AUGGCGGCUGUUUUGGUUCGCUCCCUGCCUGGGCUGCUGCCAGCAUCGCGUGCUUUCUGUCGUAAAGCUCUCAAAAUACGGCCAAAAUCAAACACAAAUACUUUUCAAAUUACAAAACGCCAUAUGUGCGUAGUAUCUUCUAAGAAAGAAGUGAACGGAGUGGAAAUUUACCACGAUGUUGCCGGCCGAGGUGAUCAUGUUGUUUUGUGCAUGCCUGGAGCACUCGGUUCCACACAAAGUGACUUCGGCCCUCAGUUGAAGGGGCUCAGCGAUGAUUUUACAGUUGUAGCUUUUGAUCCUCGAGGAUACGGUAAAUCAAUACCGCCAAAACGUGACUUUCCUGCUGAUUUUUUUGCAAGGGAUGCAGACGAUGCAGCAGGGCUUAUGGAAACUCUUGGUAAGACGUGGACCACCCAAAUGGGGAAGUCCCACUUUUAUUCCGGACCCCCCAUAUGGAGGGAGGGGAAGGGACCGGAAUGAAAAUGGAAUGUCCCCAGGGAUAUACACAAAUAUGAGGAAUGAUUGCUGCAGAGCCCUUUACUAAUUAUCAGUGACAGAUCCAGGGGCCCCAUAGGCCCCCCUUAUUUUUGGACCAAACUGAGGCCCGAAGGACCGAAAAAUUUUUUUAAACACUGCCCCCCUCCCCCCUCACCCCUAUCUCAGGGUCUGGAUGACCCACCUCCAGGGGGGUACUCGGUAUUUCAAGUGACGGGGAUGAUCGAAGGAUUUUUUUGGGUUUGAAAUUUUCGAUUCUGGGAUUUUUUUGGGUACGAAGAUUUGGCAAGUAUUUUUUUGCGUAGCUUGAUUUGAGUAGGGAUUUUUUGGGGAUAUUAAAAAGAAUCGGUAGUGCCCUGGCAGCGUAGUUCUGCAAAUAAAGUACAAACAAACGUGUUUUGCUGUUGUUUAAUAGUUAACUAUGGUGUCGCUUUACAUCUGGAACUUUUAAGGGCCACAAAAUCGGCACGGGAUUUUUUGGGGGUUAAUUUUUGGUCCAGGGAUUUUUUUGGGUUUUGCUGGCAGCCCUAGGGAUUUUUUUGGGUCUUGACUUUUGGCUCCAUUCGAUCAUCCCCGUCACUUGAAAUCCCGAGUACCUCCCUGGGGACCCACCCCUUAUCUGAAGGUCUGGAUCUGCCGCUGAUUAUGCUUAUCUUUUUAACUCGGAGUCAAAAUCGAUCAUUGGAAGAUGUUAUGGGAGAGAGAAGUCUCAUGGGAGGUGUCCAUGGGAGGUUUCUGUUGGUGGACCUUCAACUGUAAGUCUGUGAUCCUAGGGGGUGAGAGCAGCCAGGACAUUUCGGAGGAAUUGUCAUUUUUGUAGUUUUGUGUUGUUUGUAACGUUUCAUAUAAUGCUUGGGAAACAUAAUUUAUUUGCUUCAUAUGAAGCUCUGAUGUUGUCAUUCACAAGUAAUUUCUUGAGUUCCAUAGCAAAUAAGGACACAUAAUUGGCGUAAUAAAUAAUGAACUAGACACCUGUGACACUGCCCAUUUAACCUAUGGUGCUUUUUAAAAAUCACUUUGGGCUUUUUUGCAGACAACCUUUGAAAUAAUAAUCCUGCUAAAUGAAGAAAUGCAUAUUUCAAUGCAAAAUCAUCAGUUCUUCACUGUUAGUUUUUGAAUUUUUGGUUUCUGACAGGUCAUACUAAAUACUCUCUUUUGGGCUGGAGUGAUGGCGGAAUAACAGCUAUGGUACUUGCUGCUAAAUAUUCUGAUUGUAUUGAUCGUCUGGUGGUAUGGGGAGCCAAUGCUACUGUCACAGCACAAGACAUUGAGCUGUAUGAGAAAAUCAGAGACACAUCAAAAUGGAGCCAAAAAAUGAGAGAACCUUUAGAAGGUAAUAUAUUUUAUAAGUGAUGUUAUUUUUUUGGAGUACACAAACACCAACUGUAACUGAUACCACAAGCUCACUUACAGUGUUCUCACCAGGAUUUUGCCUUGGGGAGUCCCAGGGCCCCCUCUUCUGUGAAAUAGGGGCCCUGGAAGAACAUUAGGGGGACAAAGUUACAAAAAACACGCGGUACGAAGAACCUGAGCCCGCACUCCAAAUUGUCUGUUACAUGAAGUACCUACCUGAUCCAAUAUGGCGGAAGAGGUGUUUACGAUUCGGAGGAGGAGUUUACGAUGUAGUGGGACGUGCGUGGGACCAAUGAAAGUAAAGGCAACAAAAUUAAAGACUUUGACUCAUUUGAUAUCAUGUUUUUUUAUUUAUUCAAACAAACAGAAUGCUUUAGUGUUAGGGUGACCAUUAAAACUACUUAAGUCCGUUUGACUCGUAGCUUGCCCUUGCGCCCUAACGGGCGCGUCUUCUUGGUUUUAAUGCGCCAUUUCAGUUUUUUCUUGCGGGAAUCCCGCAAGGCCGCGGCCUGGUGAGAACACUGCACUUAUUUGUGUCCAUCAUGGAGAGAGUCAAUGAUAGUCAAAUAUUCUGUCAUGAUGAUAAUAUUGUCAAGAUGACCAGGGCCCGGUUCCUCAAAAGAUGGUUAAGUUUAACCCAGGAUUAAGCCAAGUUUUAAGCAAGGUUUUCUUGUCUAAGGACAUGCAACUCGAGCUAAAAAAAUACUGUUGAGCCUUUACCCCGAGAUAUGUAGGAAGGUAAAUUACAAAACUGGAACAAAAUUUUAAUCCUGGAUUAGCGCUAAUCGACCUUUCAGGAACCAGGCCCAGAGGGUUAAAUUUACAUGUGUGUAGUUGACCCUUUAAACGGCAAUAACCACAGACAAACUCUCCAGACUGAUCCCGUUCAUUUCCUUAAAGAAUUAAUUGAGAAAAUUUGUUUAAUGAUCAAUUGGUCAUGUUAUUAAUUCUCAUAACCUUUCCUUCUGGUUUUGCAUUAAUUUUGGUAGGAGAAAAUUGAUGUUGGUCGUGGGUGCGACUAAAGGUCAUGUGACUUAAACCCCAGCCUUAAAAUUACUUCCUUCUCUUGCGCCCUCACCUGCCCCACCCAGGUAAACCAAGUAUCAAAAUAACUUAUUUGCUGACACUUUCCUUGACAACAUAAUAAAGUAAUUCUUUGUAAAUGUUUUUGGUCCUCUCAACCGUUAAUUGAGAAGAGCUGUUCUUCCCUUUCCUCCUGUAAUAGAUUCCAUCUUGCAGGAGUACUAAAGCAAUGUUCUUGAUUGCUCUGAUUCCAGAGUCAGUUGUAAGUAGAUUCCCCUCCAUGUCCUUCAGCCGCUCUAACUGGCCUGUAACCUAUUUACUUGCAUGUUUAUUUUAGCAUUAUAUGGCAAAGAAGGUCUUCAAGAGAUGCACAGUGCAUGGAUUGAUGGUAUAAGCCAAUACUAUACUAACAGGGGAGGGGACAUUUGUGUAAGCGAGGCUAAGAGUAUUACUUGCCCCACCCUAGUGGUGCACGGCCAGAAAGAUCCCUUGGUUCCAGAUUUUCAUCCUGAGUUUUUACAUGCUAAUAUCAGAGGAUCCAAGCUUCAUCUAAUGCCAGAAGGAAGGCACAAUAUCCACCUUCGCUAUGCUGAUGAAUUCAACUCACUUGUCAGGAACUUUUUGACAGGAAAAUUAGACUAAUGAACACAGAGGUUUGACUUUUUUACCGGCAUUUUUCUAAACAAACACCACAAACAGUUACUUGUAAAGCCUUCUGCAUCAGUCAAAGCAAAACGAACAGUGUUUUGCUAUAAUGUAGUAACGUUCCUAUAACUUUGCGUCGAGAUUAACAUGUGUUUGUCAAAACAGAGAGGCUUGUUUCAGUAGUAUGUUAUUAGCAACCUGAAAUUACCAAAAUUGAUCCAAAGAGCUAACCUUCCUCUAGGGGUAGUUUCGAUUACUGCGAACUGAUCACAGUUUAGAUGACGUGACAUCGUAACAUGUUUUUGUUCAUAGCUUAUCAUUGGUGUCUGCAAGUAUUCCCAUUCAAGUCUUUGAAAGCGUUUGCGUUGCUUUGGCAAUUUUUUUGUAAUCCCUAUCACGUUAUAAGGAAUAUACUGCUACCUGUGAACUAGUACCAAGUGUAAAAGAUUCCUCCGCAAGCAUUAAGUUGAGCC